CGGAGUAAAUUGCCAUCUCAAUACACUACUACUAUUCAAAGAAAAAUGAGUUUAUUUUAAAUUACUCUACCAAUAAGGGACACUUUUUUAUUCUUGUGCUUUGUAGAAGGCACUACAGAAAUAGAGAGAAUCUACCUACCUGCUAUCAAACUCCCAGAAAUUUCCAGAUUUUGUAACUUUUUGGGCUUAUCACACCCACCUGUGGCACGUUAAUAUCGUCAAUCCUCAUCGUCUUCUCCUCUAUAUCAUCAACUCAUAUAUUUUCCUGAAUUUGGCAAAUCAUCAGAGGUUGAAACAAGAACACAAAAGUUUAAUCGUACAGAAGAGAGAGUAAUUACUUGAUCGUUUGCUCAUGGCAGCUCGGUUAACAGCAGCCCCGAAGCUGAAUAACGGCCACCUGAGUGUCUUGUUGAUGCUUCGGAAUGGACGUCGUCCGCCGGCGGGCUUCAGAUUUUCCUCCUCCGUUGGACGAACGGCCGAUCCCCAUGUUCACGCCGGCGAUGUUGAUGUAAGUUCGCAUUAUAGGAAAUGCUUUAGUGCAAAUAUUUCUUAUUUUUAACAUUAUAUGUCGGCUUGACAUUUUAUCGAACACAUGGGGUGCGCGGUGCGGGCGAAGGUAACUAUAUGUGUGAUUUGUUUGCAGGGCGAUGACGCAGCAGAGGCGAAAAAAGCAGAAACAGCAAAGGGGGAACCGGAGAUCCACCCCGCCGGAACCGGUGAAUGGCCGUUUUCGUCGCCCAGUUCGCCUCUCCGAUCAUCGCCGAAGAUAGGAAGCAGGGGCGCCGGCUACCCGGUCGAUCCAAACCUGCAACAGAAACGCCGCAAUUCCGACUCCGCAACACCAGCGCCGCCGCCGUUAUCAGAGGUGACCUGCGCGGGGCUCGACGGCGGUCCGUGGCCGGAGGAAACCACGGAUCGGCGUGCUCAAGAGGAAGACGACAGGGAGUACUUCAUGCACCACAAGGCGACGCCGCUGUCGGAGGUGAAGGUGGCUGACACGAGGAAGCCGGUGACACAAGCGACAGAUUCGUCGGGCGGGGGAGGGAGAUCGGGGGAGGUGUUGACGUGGCAGCCGGAGCAGCUGGAUACCGCGGAGGGAUCGCUGUUGAGAGCGAUGGAGAUAUGGAAGUACAACGCUGUGAGGGGAGACCCGGAUUCGCCUCACGGCAAGAUUCUUAGGGAGCUCAGAGGGGAAUAUUGGUGAAAACUGAAACCAAACAAUCCUUCCUUGCUUCCCUUCAAUUCGUCACCUUCAUAUCUUCUGCUUAAAAAACCUCCUUGUAAAUUUUGGUGUGCCCUUUUCUUCUCUCUUUUUUACUAACUCCCCCCUUCAUUUAGACUUUUGGUGGUUGUUAAGAAAAAUUAAAAAAAGGUAAAAAUUUACCACAAUACCUUUAAUGAAAAUAGGUGGAAUUUAUUAAAUAAAGUGGGUGACGUGUAAUAAAUAAAGUAAGUGGGGGUAAUUGUAGUAUUUUAGUUGUUAAAAAAUGAAAUGAGAAGAUCAAUUGUGGACAAAGAAAAAGGGCUAUUGGGAAAAUCUAUGAAGGACAAGGGGAAUAGUUUAAAUGAUGUGUGAACUUCAUAAAACAAAAUAAAUUCUAAAAAUUAAAUUCUAAACAUGGUA
Molecule: messenger RNA, 1624 nt
Organism: Cuscuta campestris
Lineage: Eukaryota; Viridiplantae; Streptophyta; Magnoliopsida; Solanales; Convolvulaceae
Source: the annotation of a GenBank genome assembly